Molecule: messenger RNA, 1485 nt
Organism: Saccostrea cuccullata (small rock oyster)
Lineage: Eukaryota; Metazoa; Mollusca; Bivalvia; Ostreida; Ostreidae
Exons: 1
Coding region: 1-1485 (494 amino acids)
Molecular function (GO): ubiquitin protein ligase activity; zinc ion binding; protein binding
Source: RefSeq, a predicted model, not a curated record
AUGGCUGCCAAUACCACCAAAAAAUAUCCACUGGGCUCUCCUCAAGAGCACAUUGAAAUGUGUGGAACUCAUGAAUUACCUAUUGACAUGAUAUGUGAGGACUGUGAUGAAUUUAUUUGUGGUGAUUGCGCAAAAUCAAAUCAUAGAGAUCAUAACUGGAAAACCAUAUCCACGGCAGCCACCCAAAGGAGGAGAGGUCUGCUGAAAUUUUUGAAGAAGAUUAAGGAAGAAAAUCUACAUACACUUGCUGAGAAGCUAAAGAAGAUUCCACGACAGAUCACAGAAAAUAAACAACUAUGCGAUUCUGAGAUUAAAAGACUACAGAAGCAUUACGAAGAUAUAAUAGCCAGGCUGACAGAAAUCAGAAUACGGCAUGAAAAGACAAUGAAAGACAACUUGAUUAAAAAGAAUGAUGAGCUGAAUCAUGUGAAAUCUGAGUUAGAGAAGACGAAAAGAGGAAUUGUUGACACAGUAGAAUUCAUGGAGGAGAACAACAGCACCAUGUCUGAUUACAGCUUGAUUGACAACCACAGAGAAUUGACAAAAAUGCUGUCUGAAUUAGAGGUUCAUAUAACAAAUUGCGAACAUUCAGUGAGGUUCGUUAGAGGUGAAAUCAAUGAAGACCUUCUUGCACCUUUGGUUGGAAGAACUUUGAAUUUAGAUGUUAUUGGUGUUACUCAAAUAAACUGCUUUCAAUAUGUAGAUAAAGCAAUGCACGGUUUGGGGUCAAUCAGUGAAGACCAAUGUUACAUACAUGAAAUAAAUUCAAAAUACAUAGAAAAAAUCAAUAGGCAAGGCAUAAAAGAACAUAGAUUUGGUAUUUUUCCUAAUGACAUGUGUGUGACUGAUAAUGGUGAUGUUUAUUUCACUGACGCGGAUAAUAAUUCUAUCAGCUGUCUGUCACCAUCAGGAUCUGUCUCGACAGUCAUCAGUACAGAUCCACUGGUACCAUAUGGAAUCUGUAAGUCAGUGGACGGAGGACUACUGGUCACCUUAACAGAUGAGGUAUCAGAUGAUCACAAAUUAGAGUCUCACAGCAGACGUCUGGUGAGCCACAUCACAGUGACAGGUGAUGUCAUCCAUGAGUAUGAGUACCAGGAGGACGGUCAGACUAGACUGUUUACAGAGCCAUACAGUGUCACACAGAACAGUAACAGUGAUAUCUGUGUUGUGAAUCGUAAAAGUCACACUACUCGUGAACUAGUGAUUUUGUCUCCGUCUGGUCGUAUGAAGUCUGUCUACCGUGGACAGAACCUGGCAGAGAACUUUUGUCCACAUGGUGUAGUGUGUGACUCCCUCGGUAAUAUCCUUGUUAAUGACCCACGGAACAAACAGAUCCAUCUACUGAGUCCUGACGGGGAGUUCCUGAAGUUCUUACUGACAGACAAUGAAGUGAACUAUCCCUCCACACUGUCCCUAUACAAAUCUACACUGUGGGUGGGAUACUACGAAGGAGUUGUCAAAGUGUUUCAGUACAGGGUGUAG